Messenger RNA from Geosmithia morbida, 1632 nucleotides. Its product is annotated as C6 transcription factor. Gene Ontology annotation, molecular function: DNA-binding transcription factor activity. The transcript has a single exon. The record is from RefSeq and is a predicted model, not a curated record. Bases 1 to 1632 code for a protein of 543 amino acids. Gene Ontology annotation, biological process: response to xenobiotic stimulus. NCBI's taxonomy places the organism in Eukaryota, Fungi, Ascomycota, Sordariomycetes, Hypocreales, Bionectriaceae.
AUGACGACGACGGCGAGGCGUGCGACCUCGCUGCCGCCGGAUCAGGUCCACGAGUCGGGACGGCGACGGCUGGUGGACUCGGCGCACGUCGAAUCCGUCGAGGCCAACUCAGGCGCAGCAUUCGCGCGCAAGUUGGGUCUCAAGAUUGACCCCAACAAUGCCCCCAGGCUGCGACUCUUCGCCUGGAACACGGGCGAGAGGCUUGUCGGCCUGCCGCCCGGUACGGUCCUGCCAAUCACCAGCCUACUCUCGCGCGAGACCAUGGUCGAGCUGGCCGAGACCUACUUUGAAAAGGUGGCGCUGGUCUACGGCUUCAUCGACCGGCCCGAGCUGUUCCGCCGGCUCGACGAGCGGUGGGCCAGAGGCAGCGUGCCCGACCCGUACGACCAGGUGCUGUGCGGCGUGGCCGCGCUGGGCUUGCACUUCUCGGUGACGGUGCCGCCGGCGGUGGAACCGGACCUGGUUGAGACGGCGCGUGACCUGCUGGACAAGGCCGUCCUGGACCCUUGCGUCUCCAUGGACACGGUGACGGGGUGGGUGCUGCGCGUGGCCUACCUGCGCAUGUCGUCGUCGCCGCACAUGACCUGGAUGGCCAGCUGCACGCUCAUGCACGUGGCCGACGCCGCCCGCAUCCAUCAGGAGGGCCCCUGGGAGACGGUCCUGGACGAGGGGUCGCGCGAGGCCGUCAGCGUCGACACCCGCCGCCGCCUGUGGGCCAUGGCCCAGCACCUCAACAUCUGGACCUCGUUCGACCUGGGCCGCUCCAAGACGACCCUGUCAGGCGUCUCGACCCGCGCCAUCACCCCGCGUGACGGCGACUACACCUCGCAGCUGCUAGCCCUCAUGCCCCUGACAGAGGCCCUCGAUCCCAACCAGACCCGCUCGGCCGACGACCUCGACGCCGACCUGGGCCGCCUCCUCGACGACUGUCAGGGCUUCGAGGUCCCGGCCGUCGUCAUGGCCUACAUCAACCUGGUCCUCUGCCUGUUUCGCCGCCUGCGCGCCCAGCACCCGGGUGCCAUUCAUAGCCACGUCGACAGCAUCCUGGCCCUGUCCCGCCGCGCCCUGGCCGCCGCCCGCGUCAUGGUCGACCAGCACCUGCCCUGGCACCACGCCGCCAACAUCCCCUUCCAGAUUGUCUGCCUCCUGCUCGCCGUCGACACCCGUGCCUCCAUGGCCAUGGUCGGCGAGGCCCUCGCCGUCCUCAAGCUCGUCAGGGACUCGUGGAACAGUGAGACCCUCCGCGAGGCUUACGACACCGCCUAUCUCCUCACCCUCUUCCACCAGCGUCGCAAGGAGGAAGAUGCUCGCGACCUUCGCAUCGUACUAGACAUGCACACAUCUCCACGGGGCGUUGCCGGUGCCGGCGGCGCCUUCCAGCAGCAGCAGCUACUCUUGCAACAGCAGCAGCAACAGCUGCAACUGCAGCAGCAGCAGCAGCAGCAGCAGCAGCAGCAGCUUCAGCAACCUCAGGACCAGCAACAACCACCCGUCAUGGGUGCCGCAGAGACCGUCUGGCUAGACGACCUGUUCGCGAGCAUGCCUGGUCUGCGAGAGUUCGACCUAGAACAGUUCCUCACCCAGGAGGAGGCUUAUCCCCAGGAUAUACCUUAUCCUACAACUACACUAUAG